AUGGAUCGUCCUCGGCGAGCCGCUGCUCAGAAGCCAGAGGGUCACUACGCCCUCACUUCUCCGACAAAAAAGAGGAAGACUCGAUCUGAAGCCUUGACCGGAAAAAAGGACAAAAAGAAUGAUGACUCCGAUGAAGAUUCAAUGAGCAAGAAUAUGCCUAGUUCGGCCCCCCAAAAAAAAGGCAAACAGAAGCAGUCGAAGAUAGACCCAAUUGCCGAAGAUACUCUUGCUCCUGGAACUAUUCCUGUCAUUUUGCCCGAGCCUUUGGAUCCGGUUGCACUUGCAUUGGAUCUGAAAGUAUCUUAUGAAUCGAGAAUCCCACCACCGCCGGUACGGCCCAAACGACAGACAAGAUGGCAGAGGCCGGCAACAAAUCCAAUUGUCUACAUGGAGGAUCUGCCAAAAGGUUUUAAUUACGAUGAACCCGAUCUUGACCCAGAGGAUUUGGAAGCCCAAAUAGCAAGAUGUUAUGAGCGUAUCAGUGAUAAUAUCGUGGUCGGUCAGUUUCAGAUUAAGCUGAACGAAUUAUUGGGAACGAAGAAACAUCGCGAGUGA
This is a messenger RNA of Penicillium vulpinum, 555 nucleotides long. RefSeq lists its product as uncharacterized. The transcript is spliced from 2 exons. The record is from RefSeq and is a predicted model, not a curated record. Bases 1 to 555 code for a protein of 184 amino acids. Lineage: Eukaryota; Fungi; Ascomycota; Eurotiomycetes; Eurotiales; Aspergillaceae.